GACCAGGAAAUGUUUCUCAAGUCAGGCGCAGCAAUCGAUUUCUUAGGCUUUGUCAUGCAGCGCGAUCUUACACUGCAACGUGCGAGACAACCGUGUCUGGAACUGAAUUUUACGUUACUAUGUAAAUCCACAUUUAUUUGAACAUUUUCUCUAUCACAUGAAAUACUGGAUGUUGCUUUAAAUAAAUUGUGAAAAGUUAUGAAAAGUAAUUUAGUUUAUAUUCUUUAUCUUCAAUGGUAAGGAUGGCGUUGAAUGUAAAAGUUAACAAAUCGAUCCCAGCGCUAUGAUUAGCGGUCGGUUUGUGAAACACAUUUCUCGAUAUUAAGAGCCUCGUCCCCACCACGGGAGUUUCCAAACCUGUGCAAAGAUAGGUACAUAUGUAUGUAUUACCGUCACAUAGUACACAACCAGACGUCGCACCACACGAAUUGCGUCCGUCAAUUCCUACGUACGUAAUACAACGUUGGCAACGUUGCGACGCAGUCAGCAAUCGCUAUGAUACAGACGCAACGUGCGUCGAGCAAUUGACACGGACGUUGCCGCAUUCUUUAUGUUUCUAUGAGACUAGUCACACGAACGGCGAGUUAACGUAUAUUAACCGUUAUAAUAAAUUAUGGACAUCGAGGUACUGAUAUCCGAAGUUGAGAAACAUCCCGUUUUAUGGGAUAUUUCCAAUCUUGAAUACAAAGACAAAUUAAAAAGAAACGAAGCGUGGUUGCGUGUGGCGAGUAUUGUAACCCCUAAUUUUAUGCAAAAGAUGGAAAAUGAUAAGAAGAUUAUUGUGCAGGAGGUAACUUCUAAAUGGAGAAGCGUACGCGAUAAUUAUAUUCGUACUUUAAGAAAAAGAAACGGAAAUAAUAAGUCAGGCUCUGCUGCAAAAAAAAAAAUACGAUAUGUUUAUGAAGAACAAUUAGGAUUUUUGAAAAAAUGUCGGGAGCCAAAAGAUACCAGUAGUAGCACUGAGGUAGAAAAGAAUGAGCCAAUAAGUACAGAUUCAGGAACCAACAUUAGUAAUGGAUUUGAAUCAAUCUUUAAUAAUGAAGAAACGAAUAACGAGUUCAGAUACCCUCCACGAGAAAAAACAAAAAGAAUUAAUGCAGAAGAAGAGAUGUAUUUUUCGGAGUAUAAGAAAAAUACAAACGACGACGAUGACGACAUGGCAUUUUAUAAAUCAACAUUACCACUAAUUAAGUCCUUUAAUUUAGAACAAAAAAUGCAAUACAGAAUGCAAGUCAUGCAAUUAAUUCAGAAUAUUAGAAAUUCAUCUGUUCAACGCACACUAUCAAAAUAUAAUACGUAGCACAUCAAAUUGUCCGAUUAGAUAUUUUUAUGAUACUUUAUUAAGAAAAUUUCCCUUUCGACCACAAAUUUUCAUGGUAGAUAUAACAGAAAAUUCCUUCAAAAAUAUAUCAUCAUAACAUUAUUUAUUAUAAAUAUUAUGUUAUUAUUAUUAAUGCUAUAUUAAUGUACAUUAUUGUUAUUAUUUCAUAUUCUAUAAAUUAUUAUCUUUUUAUUUAUCUUAAAUUUAAUUCCCUAUUACAUUAUUUUAAUUAGCUUAUGUAUAUUAAUAUAGACAACAUUUUUUCUAUUCACCUAGUUUGGUCUUCUAGUCACCAUAUCAUUCUAAUCACAACUAGCCUUUCCUAAGGCGGUAUUGCACAUCUCAUUUUCGUAUCCUCACGCAUUAUGCUUUGCUUUUUCUUCUUAAGUAAUUUGUCGAACGAUGACCGCGACAUGCGAAAAUAAUUAAAAAAUUUCUCACCAUCAUUUACAAGUUUAUUAUAGAGCGUGUGAAAUGUACUUUUCAGUAAUCUUGAAUUGUUUAUAGAAUGCAGCCAGUACCUUCUUGUCUUGACUUAUAUUUUCUUUUGAAUUUUUAACAUAAACGAGCGUAAACGAAAAUCGAGAAUUCUACAGCGUUAAUUUUGGUCACAUGAAUAUCUUUCUCAGCGUAUUGAUGAGAAAAAAUACGGAGAACCAAACCAACGCUCGUGUGAGUGCAGUUCUAACGUCCGUCAAAAUUGACGUCCGUUAUAACGCUUGUGUUUCCCCAGCUUUAUUUUACAAAAUAUCGAAGUAAUUAUUAAUAAAAUUAGCUUUUCUAAUUACCGCUUUAUACCAAAUUAUUCUUUAAAUCCUGUUAACCAUAAGUUAACUAUGUAUAUAUGUAUAUACAGCGUGAGACCAGUCGGUUGGUACAACUAGAUAAACCUAUGUGAGAAGGUAACUUGAAAAUAUAGAAUAAAAAUUUUUUAUAUGAAAAAGAAAAUUGAGUUUGAAAAUUUGCCAAACAUAGUUAAACUUGGCUAAGUACCAACUAGGUACGAGUAAAUAAUCAAGAGGUUAUUAGACAUGCAAAAAUAAGUCGAACACGUAAAAUAAAAAAAUUUCCAAACUCGAUUUUCUUGAAAAAUAUGAUUCAUCAAUUUCUGUAACAAGAUGUCAUGUGAUUGUUUUAAAAAAUAAAAAAAUUAUACAUGAGAUAUUAAAAUAAAAUAAAUGAUAUUAAGAUUAUGUACUUGAAAUUUAAAUAAAAUAUGAAAAUAGGUAAAUCCUUCAUGUGUCUUUAAAUACACAUUCGCCAAAACGUUGUUAUUCCAAAUGAAAUCUCUUCCGUAUUCUGUUAUAGUUUCAAACAAAAGAAAUUUCUUUUUCUAUACAUUAAUCUAAAUUUCAAAUACAUACAAUAAAUAUUCAAAUAAUUUCUUUGCAUCAAUGUACACACCUCAUGCAAUUGUAUACAUGUAUGGUCGUCGCUGAUUAUAUACUAUUUCGAACAAUAAAAAAAUAAUGUUUUAAGAAAUUAAAAAUGGAUAAAAGGAAGUUAAUUAAAAAUCGAGUUACAUGAAAAUAUUAA
This is a messenger RNA of Bombus pascuorum, 2857 nucleotides long. RefSeq lists its product as uncharacterized. Bases 614 to 1300 code for a protein of 228 amino acids. Gene Ontology annotation, molecular function: DNA binding. Gene Ontology annotation, cellular component: nucleus; transcription regulator complex. The transcript is spliced from 2 exons. NCBI's taxonomy places the organism in Eukaryota, Metazoa, Arthropoda, Insecta, Hymenoptera, Apidae. Gene Ontology annotation, biological process: regulation of transcription by RNA polymerase II. The record is from RefSeq and is a predicted model, not a curated record.